AUGAACCUGGACGAGUUCAACGCGCUGGUGAAGCAGAGAGACGAAAUCGAGCGGGAGAUCAAAGAGAACGUAGACUUCCUGGAGGCCCCCGAAAACAAAAGUGUGGGCAUGAAGGGCAAGCUGGUAGAUGAAGAAGGGUUCCCCAGAAAUGACAUUGACAUAUAUAGCAUCCGAGUUGCAAGGAACAAAGUCAUAUGCUUAAAAAAUGAUUACCUAAAUGUGAACAAAAAAAUCGAAGAGUACCUUCACAAGGUUCACAAUUCCCACCCCGUCAUACGAGUACAGAGAAGUAAGGCAAAGGACGAACAAGGAAAUGACCCAAAUGAAUCAUCUCCAGAAAGUGUCACAGAAGAUUAUGAUGAGUCAGCACCUGAUUAUGAAAAGCUAAUCGAAGAAGCCAGAAGAAGUACCUUUGCCAUGAUCGAUGAGAUGGUGGAAAAUUCUCCUUCACAUAAGGCAGGACUACGCAUCAAUGAUUAUAUAAUUCAGUUUGGUGAUAUACGAAAAAAAAAAAAAAAAAAAAGUGAUAAAAAUGAAAAGGAGAAUGAUAAUGAACGGGAAAGUGAAAAGGACCAUGAGGAUAUCUUCAAGAGAAUUGCAGCUUACAUGAGUAACAACCCCACCAGAAUUAAAGUCAAAAUUUUGAGAGAGGGGAAAAUUUUUUUUUAUUUUGUUUUUCCCA
Messenger RNA from Plasmodium cynomolgi strain B, 682 nucleotides. Its product is annotated as 26S proteasome regulatory subunit p27. Gene Ontology annotation, cellular component: nucleus; cytoplasm. The annotation marks the transcript as partial. NCBI's taxonomy places the organism in Eukaryota, Apicomplexa, Aconoidasida, Haemosporida, Plasmodiidae. The transcript has a single exon. The record is from RefSeq and is a predicted model, not a curated record. Gene Ontology annotation, biological process: proteasome regulatory particle assembly. Gene Ontology annotation, molecular function: protein binding.